UUCCAUAGCGCAAACACCGCGAACCGCAGGAUCACCGCCAGACAUCCCACAGCAUUGCGAAUAAUGAAGCUGCGACCGUUAUGAACCCAGACAGAUACGAUAUUCGCAAUUGAUAGCUCACGAUCACCUCAACCCUCAAGUAGCCGCCGCAGCCCCUCAUAACCACCAUGUCGAAUGCGCCAGCUCUCCCCGAGCAACUCAUUUACCUCAUCAUCCGCUUCACAGCCUCAGUACCGGACCUCCCGCUCUCAAUACAUACCCCACGAACAAUCGCGACCCUCUCUCUCAAACAGCUCAUCCGCCAACACCUCCCGUCCGAACAUGCCUCGGCGCGCUUACGCCUCAUCUAUGCGGGCAAGGUGCUCGCAGACACCGAGCCAUUAUCGAAGUCCUUGAGAUUACCGCCACCGCCGCCUCCUCGGAAUACCAAAAGCAGCGAUGCCGUGGGAGGAGGUAGCGGCGAAGCCAGCAAGAACAAAGGGAAACAACCUCUACGGGAAACACCCGCGGUCGAAUACGGUACAACCACAGACAUACCAUCCGAAGCAAAGAAAUACUACAUACACUGUUCCCUCGGCGAUGCGCUCCCCGCCCCCGAACUCGCCAGCGAAGCUACACUCGCUCAGAACACAGAGAUAGCGUUGAAGUCGCAUUAUGCAUCUUCCUAUUCUACACCGGGACGGCGCGCAAGUAGCACGACAAUAGACCACAAUGCACGGAGACGUAGUUCAACGGCUACUACGAAUACCGCGAACACCGUGCCCCAAGCUCAAGGCUUCGACAGAUUGCUAAGCUCAGGCUUCACCCGCGACGAAAUCGCUUCCCUCCGUGCUACGUUCACGCAAAACCUCUCCUUCACACAUACACCCGACACGAUGCCCACGCCCGCACAAAUCCGCGUCUUGGAAGACCGAUGGCUAGACUCCUCUGCCAACGAUCCCUCGGCUUCGCUCACAGGCGGUACCGCGGGGACUGGUGGUGCUGGCACGGAUGCAGGCUGGGGCGCGGGGUUUGCGGUGGAAGAAGGUGGGUUGGACGAUAUGUUGUAUGGGUAUCUGACUGGCUUCUUCUUUCCGUUGGGAAGUCUGGUGUGGGGGUUUAGGGAGGAGGGGGUUUGGACGAGGAGGAGGCAGGUUGCUGUUGUUAUGGGGGUUGUGCUGAAUGCUGUUUUUGGGUUUAUGCGGUGGGGUGGGUAGGUUCAAGAUGGAAAGACAUGGAUUAUUGAUACGGUGUCGUUAUAUACCUUCAGAAACACCUUCACCAUGACCAUCGUUCUUGUCUACAUAACGCUAUAGAUGCAAAAGUAUGCCUUGUUCAAGUCACACCACCGAAUACGUACAUGCUACGGGACCUGCAGAUAUUACUACAUGCCGUAGUUACAGUAUAUACAUCACACAAUCACCUGUGUUAUUGAAUGCGCGAAAUAUUCCAGGAUGCGACAAACACCGUUAUCGAAAAUGGUUAUGCUCAAUUUUAACCCGCAGCUUCAUACCACCACUGUCACAUGAGAGAGUCAGAUGUUCUGCUUUAGCUUCAGUGAUGAAGUGGU
Molecule: messenger RNA, 1549 nt
Organism: Alternaria rosae
Lineage: Eukaryota; Fungi; Ascomycota; Dothideomycetes; Pleosporales; Pleosporaceae
Product: DUF2407 C-terminal domain-containing protein
Exons: 1
Coding region: 168-1196 (342 amino acids)
Biological process (GO): protein processing
Cellular component (GO): endoplasmic reticulum; Dsc E3 ubiquitin ligase complex
Source: RefSeq, a predicted model, not a curated record